Messenger RNA from Schistosoma turkestanicum, 4287 nucleotides. The record is from the annotation of a GenBank genome assembly. Lineage: Eukaryota; Metazoa; Platyhelminthes; Trematoda; Strigeidida; Schistosomatidae.
AUGUGUGACAAACCCUUCUUUUAUAAUCCUGAUAUCGAUACAAAAAUUGCCGGUUUAUAUGAUUUACAACAUACAAUUGGACGAGGACAUUAUGCUGUUGUAAAACAAGCACGUCACGUAUUUACUGGUGAAAAAGUUGCCGUGAAAGUAAUCGACAAAACUAAACUAGACAAUGUUUCACGUGAUCAUUUAUUUCAAGAAGUUGUAUGCAUGAAACUUGUUCAACAUCCAAAUGUGGUUAGAUUAUAUGAAGUUAUUGAUACACCAACUAAAUUAUACCUUGUUCUUGAAUUAGGUGAUGGAGGAGACUUAUACGAUUAUAUAACAAGUCAUGGUGAUGGUCUUAGUGAAAAGGUUGCUAAACGAUAUUUUCGUCAAAUAGUCACUGCAAUUGCUUAUUGUCACAAAUUAAGAGUGGUUCAUCGUGAUCUAAAACCAGAGAAUGUAGUUUUUUUCGAGAAACUAGGUUUGGUUAAGUUAACAGACUUUGGAUUCAGUAAUAAAUUUGUUCCUGGUACUAAUUUAGACACAGCAUGUGGUUCGUUGGCUUAUUCAGCUCCGGAGAUAUUACUUGGUGAUUCGUAUGAUGCUCCAAAAGUGGAUAUUUGGUCAUUAGGUGUGAUAUUGUACAUGCUUGUCAGUGGAAAUCUACCCUUUCAAGAAACAAAUGAUAGUGAGACAUUGACAAAAAUCAUGGAUUGUGAUUAUUCUAUGCCUUCACAUUUAUCACCAGAUUGUAAACGGCUUAUUUCUCGUUUACUAAUACGUGAUCCACAAAAGCGUGCUCAUCUUGAUGAUAUUCUACAAGAUGAUUGGUUAAAAUUAGAUGGUAAUGAUUUACCUAUUGAACUAUUUUCUGUUCCUUUAAUAUCUCGUGAACAUCUUUCAUUUGAAGAUCAUAUGGAAAUUUUAUCGAAAAUGGCUGAAGGUGAACUGGCAUCUGUUGAAGAAAUACAAUCCACUUUAGAUCGUAAUGAAUACAAUCAUAUAGCUGCAACAUAUUAUCUACUUGCAGAACGUAAAUUAAAACGUAACUAUAUAGAAGAAUAUAAACGUUUAGCAAGUCAAUCUCAGCUAAAUGAAAAACGAAAACUAGAACAACAAAAAUGUAUGAAUUGUGUAUUUGGACUAGCUGAAAAUUCAAAACAAAUACAAAAUGUUGAAAGCAGUAUAACUUCUAAAUCUUUAGUAAAUAGCAUGAUCAAUUCAAAUACUCCAACGCCAAAUUCACGUAUUUUAAAUUCUUUAGGCUCAUCCAAUGUAGAAGAUCGUGUUCGACGUUUCAGUAUGAUUUUAGAAGAUGAAGAAGAAGAGGAAGAAAGUAAAGGAUCUUUAGUAGCCUCUUCGUUAUUCGAUCGAUAUAUUACAGGUGUAAAUGAAUCAGUGAAAUUAGUAAAUGAUUCAGAUGGUUUACACCCGUGUUUUGCUGAUACAUCAGAAGAAGCAAUGCUAGAAGAAGAGGAAGAAGAAAUGGCUACUGUUGCUGGAUUGGCAUGUGUUCGUUCUGAACUUUUAACUGAUCAAAUGGUUAAUAAUGUAUUAAAUUUAUCGGAAUCAGAAUACACAUCAACUGUUAAUGGACCGAUAGCGCAAACUCGUCCUUGUUCUAGAACAAGUGGUUCUGGUGCUGAAGCAUCUGAUGGUGCUGAAUCAGAUGUUUCUGUUAGUCCUUGGAAUACAAAUGGGACAGGUUUUGUAAACUCUUUGAAUCGAGUUACAUCUACCACACGUUCACUUCCACCUGUGGAAACGAGAAGAAAGAAUCUCUAUAGACGAGGAUUUUUAUCGCAUCGACCACUUACUACAGUGAAGAGUAGUCCACAGCUUAUGAAACAUAUCUCCGAAGAAGGUCGAAACAGUUACACCUCUUUUGAAACCAAUAAUUCUUUUCAAACGGAUAAACGCAGAAAGAAAUUAGGAGAAUGUUUUUCACAAAAUCCGUCUGUCUAUGCCACAGCUGAAGAUAAUAUAGGAAUUCGAUCUUUGCGUAGUUCGUAUAAUUUGUAUCGUAGUAUUCGAUACGUCGAUGAUCAGUUGAUUGGCCUAAGACCUACAAGUUCUUAUGCGACUAAAACUCAACAAACAUAUUCUGGGGCUCGUAGUCCAGCGUGGACACGAGGGUUUUUCAAUACACCUGCAUCGUCAUCUCGUCCGGCAAGCAUUGGGAGUUGGAAUGCCGUUCUUAACAUAAGUUUAAUGAGUGACCAGCGCCGCCCAUCGUUUUGUUCAUCUCCUGUUGAUCAACAAAUAAGCGCCAUUAAUAGACGAAAAGUUCUCUAUUCAAACCACAGCCAAGACCCAUAUAUUUUAAAUAAAGGGAUCAAUCCCGAUCGAAGAUGCAGUGGACCUCCAGGUUUAUUGUUGGCGGUUUCAGGAUUGUAUCAUCCAGGUUCAGGUGUUACUUUACCCAGUCGUUCCGAUUCAGAUACUUCAUUUCUAGAUCAGCAUGAAAUCGGUCAUUUACCCCCUACUUUGGAACACUCUCUUUCUCCAGAAGAGCCUCCAGAUGAGUCUUACGUCCGAAAUGGCGUCCGAAAUGGGACUAAACGUUCGGAUACAGUUACGGAAAUUGGCGAUGUCAUCAUAAAUAACCACCGCAGUUUUGCAAACAAAAGAGGUUCUACUAGAUCCCCGCAUCACACUCUUGGCAAUUCUCGUAAAACUGCCAGCUGGUGUAGUUCCGCACCUAUAUUAUGCGAGACACCUGAACAGUCCCAUUUAAUGUAUACACCAUCGAAUAGUCUUGGACUAGUCACUUUAUCACCUGAAAGUAACUCUCAAUUAGGUGGUUCAAACACUGUACGGGAACAUUGCACUCCGAUACGUGAAGAAGAUGAUGAAGCAGGACGCUCUGGAGAGACUCCUACUUCUCAGACAUCACAUCUGUUAUUUGGUUUGAAUCAUCGAAGAAAGUCCGAAUCGUCAAGUAUGCAUACAAGUUCAACCCUUUUCACAACGUCAAAUAUUAUUACCCGUGGUGGAUUCGCAACUUUAGCCGAAUCGGAAUCAACUUCAACCAUUAGUCAAUUACCUAAUAUAAAUGCCCAACGUAAUGAUGCCUUACAAAAUGGUGGCAGUUCACAAUGUUGUACAACAUCCAAUUUCUCGCUUAGCUCUCUUGCAACAAGUUUAAGAGAUUCACGUUACAUGAUUGAUAUUAUACGUGGUACAUUUGAAUUACAAUGUCAAUAUAAUCGUAGAUUUACUAAUUCUAUUACGGGAGUUAGCAGUUGUGAAUAUAAUUCUAAUCGAGCUAGUAGUACUUCAACAUCAGUACGUAGUCUUACUGCUAUAUCAGAGAAUUUUCCUAUUAAUAAUCAAUUGAAAGAAGAUUUUCCUUUACAAGAUUCACAUAAACUUCCUUUUUAUCAUCAUCAUCGAAAUAUAUUACAUCAUCCAUUGGAGUCUAUAUUACAAACUUCUGUAAACAACAACAAUGCAUUACAAAAUUCCAAUCUAAUCAAAGAUUCUAUGAAUAAUAGUAGUAGUUGCUUAAAUCAUGAUGAUUACCACCUUGUUACAAAUUCAUCAAUUCAACAAACUAGAAUGAGUUUACCAACUAGCAGUAUAAAUAAUGGCAUUUCAAAUACAGAUGUGACAUGUUUAGUAAGAAAUCCUAUUUUAGAAUUAAAUGAAACUAAUUUCUCCUCUUCUCUAUCUCUUGAACAUAAUAAUUCACCUGUAAGAUUUACUAAUUUUCUUAAUAAUCAUAGAAAUGGAUCUUGUAAAUCUGUAAUAAAUCAAUCUGCCAUUUCAUUCAAACAUCCUACUUAUUCAUUAUCAAGUCAUGAAUCGUUGAAAAAAUCCAAUUAUAAAAAAUAUUUGCCUGAUCAUGUUUCCAAUAUUAUGGAAAAUAGAAAUUCAGAAAGUUAUUAUAUUACUACUACUACUACUACCACUGGUACUACUACUAAUACUAAUACUACUACUACUACUACUACUACAACUAAUAAUAAUAAUAACAAUGUUCAUUCAGAAUUAUCCAAUGAAUCAGUGAAUCAAUGGACUCAUCCAAAAACCAAUUCAUCCAAUCAUAAACAUGUAUCAUCAUUUCUAUUAAAUAAACAACAUCGAGCUAGAUUAGCAUGUUGUUCAAUUUCGUGAGAAAAAAAAACGAAACAAACGAAAAAAGAAUCAAUCGUCUAUUCGAGGAGGGGAAUUUUUUUUUUGUUGAGUCUUCCAUAAUUUGCGUUUAUUUUCUGUGUUUAUUUUCAUCAUAUAUAUAUAAUUUAUGAUUUGUGUUUCACUUUCAUUUUGAUGUGUGUAUUAGUACACACACACACACAC